Acaulospora morrowiae is the source of this 1593-nucleotide messenger RNA. The record is from the annotation of a GenBank genome assembly. Lineage: Eukaryota; Fungi; Glomeromycota; Glomeromycetes; Diversisporales; Acaulosporaceae.
AUGUCGUUUAAACCCAUGAUCUUGCACCAAUUCGGUUCCGUCUACAAUUUGAUCAUUCGGCCCGAUUCAACCCAAUUUUUAGAGAAAGAGCUUGGUGAAAUCGUUCAAAAGAAUGUCCAGGUGGACAUACCCGCGUUAAUUAAGCAGAUAGCAAAGGAAUAUGCAAAAAAUAAUGAGCACAGUAGCUUUGUGGAGCUGGAUAAAUUAAAAACCGUCUAUCAUAAUUUACCGUACAUGAAAAAAGAGGCGCCUGUGUCGGGGAAAGAUGAUUCAACGAUUGAUGAAGCUGACCCCUAUAAAUAUUUUCAUGUGAUAAAUGCUUUCGAUAUGCCCAAUUGGAAAAUCGAGAAGGAAACAAGGGCGUUUAUAAGGAAUACCAAUCCACCUAAGAUUCUUGGCUCUCCAAAAGAAUCGGUCCAUGUCGAAAGAUUCGAUUUGAUUUAUCAAAGACUAGUACGGAGACCAAGAUCUUGGAAAAGGGCCACGAGUUUCAAGAGGGUCGAGAGCAAGCUACCUACGAUAAAAGAUCUACGUGGGAGAACGGGUCAAAGUUUUACCGUCUUUGGUAUGUUGACUUCUCUAGCGGAUGGAACAUAUUAUCUCGAAGAUAAAGAUGGAUGCAUGAAGUUGGAUUUAUCGGAAUGUGAAUUUGAAGGAUUUCAUGCUGAGGGUAACUUUGUCCUGAUUAAAGGUCAAUACUGCGAUGGUCAAACGUUUAAGGUAUUGAAGAUGGAAAAUCCACCGUUAGAAUGUGCUGAGGACACAAGGAAAGAGCUGGGACGUAUCGAUUUUUUGGGAGCUCCAAUAAUCUUUGAGGAUGAGGUGAUUAAGAAAUGCGAAGUAAAAUGGGAUCAUUUGUUUUUCGCUGUACUUUCUGACGUUUGGUUAGAUGAAUAUAAGACGUUAGCUAAUUUAAGGGAAAUGUUUCGGAUUUAUGCAAGUGUAAAUAUAUUUCCCUUUGCUUUUAUCUUUCUUGGAAAUUUUCUAUCCGAACCAUUCUUAUACACGGAGGAACAUUCUACAAAAUAUAAAGUGGCCUUUGAUAAGUUAGGCAGCCUUAUUGCCGAGUUUCCUUCUAUAGCAAAGUCAUCUUAUUUUAUCUUUGUGCCGGGCAGUGAUGAUUUUAUUUUAAGUGGGCCAUUGCCACAAAGACAUAUCUCCGAUUUGUACACCUCUCGAAUUAAAUAUUGUAGUCAGGAACUUGUGAUUUUUAGAGAAGAUAUCAUUUACAAAUUCAAAAGGAAUUGUAUAAAGGUUCCAAAAUGUCAGAACACGCAGGAUAGCCUGGAAAAACAGGUGGUAAGGACUUUAUUACACCAAUCACACUUGUGCCCCUUUCUGCUAUCUGCGAGGCCUAUUGUACGGGAUUAUGACCAUUCCCUCAGAUUAUACCCUGUUCCAGAUGUUUUGAUAUUGGCAGAUAAAUAUCCAAAUUACUCUUUUGACAUCGUAACUACAUCACACCCUGAUAAUCAGAAUACGGAUUCCACAAACAUAAAUAAGUGUCACUGUUUAAAUCCGAGUGGAUUUUCUUCAAAUGGAUAUAAAUGGAUGGUUUAUUAUCCAGCGUCGAAAAAAUCAGAACUUUGGUAA